Messenger RNA from Chanos chanos (milkfish), 1323 nucleotides. It is a transcript of the gene gale, whose product is annotated as UDP-galactose-4-epimerase. Gene Ontology annotation, molecular function: UDP-glucose 4-epimerase activity. Gene Ontology annotation, cellular component: cytosol. The transcript has 11 exons. NCBI's taxonomy places the organism in Eukaryota, Metazoa, Chordata, Actinopteri, Gonorynchiformes, Chanidae. The record is from RefSeq and is a predicted model, not a curated record. Gene Ontology annotation, biological process: beta-D-galactose catabolic process via UDP-galactose, Leloir pathway. The coding region runs from base 74 to 1126 and encodes 350 amino acids.
CUAGAAGCAGGAAGCGUGUGAAUGAACUCAGGGGUCUUGCUUGUCAGUGAAUGCAACUGUAGUGGCUGCCAACAUGGUACAAAAGGUUCUCGUGACAGGAGGAGCAGGCUAUAUCGGUAGCCAUUGUGUGGUGGAACUCAUUGAGGCGGGAUAUCAUCCUGUCGUCAUUGACAACCUCAGCAAUGCGGUGAGAGGAGAAGGUGAUGUUCCUGAGAGCUUAAGAAGGAUAGAGAAGUUUAUGGACACCAAGAUCGAAUACCAGGAGCUGGACUUGCUUGACAAGGCAGGACUGGAGGGUGUUUUUAAAAAGCACUCAUUCUAUGCUGUGAUGCACUUUGCUGGCCUGAAGGCAGUUGGCGAAUCGGUAGAGCAGCCUCUGAGAUACUAUCGUGUCAAUCUCACUGGAACCAUCAACUUGCUUGAAGUAAUGCAGGCUUAUGGAGUUCACAAUCUGGUCUUCAGCAGCUCAGCCACAGUGUAUGGAGAUCCCCAGCGGCUGCCCAUCGAUGAGGAUCAUCCUGUAGGGGGCUGCACCAACCCCUAUGGCAAGACCAAGUUCUUCAUUGAGCAGAUGGUUCAGGACCAGUGCAGGGCAGAGAAGGACUGGAAUGCUGUGCUGCUGAGAUACUUUAACCCCAUUGGUGCUCACAUCUCUGGACAAAUUGGGGAGGAUCCACAAGGGAUUCCCAACAACCUACUACCUUAUGUUGCCCAGGUCGCCAUCGGAAGGAGAAAACACCUCAAUGUAUUUGGCAAUGACUAUGACACAGUGGAUGGAACAGGGGUAAGAGACUACAUCCACGUUGUGGACUUGGCAAAGGGACACAUUGCAGCUCUUAAUAAACUGAAAGAAAAUUGUGGAUGCAAGGUCUAUAAUCUGGGCACAGGCACUGGCUACUCUGUGCUUCAGAUGGUGAAGGCUAUGGAGAAGGCUUCUGGAAGACAGAUUGCAUACCAGAUUGCCCCUCGACGGAGUGGGGACAUUGCCUCAUGUUAUGCCGACCCAACCUUGGCAGAGAAAGAGCUUGGCUGGAAGGCAGAAUUUGGCCUGGAGAGGAUGUGUGAAGAUCUGUGGCGCUGGCAGUCCCAGAAUCCUACUGGGUUCAGCAAUGGGACCGCACACUGAAAAUGGAUGCUUCAGUCGUGGUCUCACUGACCAGUCUAGCAUAACCCAGGCCAAAGCAGAUCAUGCAGUUGUUUGUUUUUAUAAGAACCUGUUUGAAGUGGAAGAGACCUCAGACAUACUGAAUGAAUCAAACUUACCUAUACUGUACUUUAAUGUUGAUCUCUGUAUGUGUGUCAGUUUUCUAGAGUUAAUGUCAU